Messenger RNA from Ostrinia furnacalis (Asian corn borer), 530 nucleotides. RefSeq names its product structure-specific endonuclease subunit SLX1 homolog. Gene Ontology annotation, biological process: double-strand break repair via homologous recombination. The record is from RefSeq and is a predicted model, not a curated record. The transcript is spliced from 3 exons. Gene Ontology annotation, cellular component: Slx1-Slx4 complex. The coding region runs from base 1 to 501 and encodes 166 amino acids. NCBI's taxonomy places the organism in Eukaryota, Metazoa, Arthropoda, Insecta, Lepidoptera, Crambidae. Gene Ontology annotation, molecular function: crossover junction DNA endonuclease activity; 5'-flap endonuclease activity.
AUGUCUAAGCCAGAGUUGGUGGAAGACUUCUUCGGAGUCUACUUACUCUACAAUAUAAAUCCAAAAUAUAAGGGGCGCACUUACAUCGGCUAUACGAGAGACCCGAACCGGCGAAUCUUGCAGCAUAACAGAGGCACUUGGGCUGGAGGCGCUCACAGGACUAGCAAUAGAGGACCCUGGAAGAUGGUGAUGAUAGUACAUGGUUUUCCAAAUAACAUAUCUGCAUUAAGGUUCGAAUGGGCCUGGCAGAAUCCUACCAAGACUAUAAGACUGCAGUAUUUGAAUCUGAAGAAAAUACCUAGAAAGGAGACGGAGUACCAGUUCAAGCUCCGAGUUCUUAGUGAAAUGCUAAGAGUUGGGCCAUGGUGUAGGCUUCCACUUAUCAUAAGAUGGCUUGAGAACGAGUACUUUGAAGAAUUUCCUGUAAGUAAUAGUACUAAUAAUAUUAUAAUGUGCAAGUUUGUGAGAUUGAGAAUGGAUGUUUGUUACUCUUUCACAUAAAACCUGCUAAAUGGAUGUGGAACUUUAGU